Apis florea (little honeybee) is the source of this 2466-nucleotide messenger RNA. RefSeq names its product TATA box-binding protein-associated factor RNA polymerase I subunit C-like (gene TAF1C-like). NCBI's taxonomy places the organism in Eukaryota, Metazoa, Arthropoda, Insecta, Hymenoptera, Apidae. The record is from RefSeq and is a predicted model, not a curated record.
AUAUAAACAAAGAAUUUCUAAAAUUUUUAAAUAUAAUAAACAUUGCUAAUUAUAAGGAAUAAUAAAAAUGGAGGAGCAAAGUAUUUUAACAUCAAAAUCAUAUAAACGUGCAGAAACAAAUUUGAAAGAUAAAUUAAAAUUAGCAUUUUUAAAACGUUAUCCUCAUUAUUUAGUACCUGGAUAUAAUUUACAUACUAAUUUUUUUGUAGAUGAUUCUGAUUUAGAAAAUGUUAUAGAACAAUAUCAAGAAUAUCCUUAUCAUUGUGAUUUACCAAAACCUUUAUUGCCACCUGCCAAAUUACCUCGAAAUGUAUUGAAUGAAGAAGAUCCUACAUUAGAAUUAGUCAUUCUUAAGAAUUAUAUGAAUAAGGAUAUAGAAAGAAUGAAACAUUAUUAUUUGAAACACGAAAAAGAUUUAAAAUUGAUAUACAAGAAAGAUAUAAAAUGGAAUCAUAUGAAAGAUGUAAUUACUGCUAAAAUACCUAAAUAUAUUGCAGAUUUAGCACAAAUUAUUGAUAAAGAUCCAGAUCCUUAUUUUAAAGGAGCUUAUAAUUGGUAUUACACUGGUGGAUCUAUGAACCAUGUAAAUUUACAUAAUAAGGACAUUUUACUUUUUCCAUUUAUGGGAGAAUUAGUAAGUACACCUCUUGAUAAUAUAGAAGAGUUUUUAUGGAAACCUUUAUUGGAAAAAGCAGCUAAAUGUGAACUCGGUGGUUCAUUGUAUGAAUUAAAACAUAAUGUUAAUGUUGAUAUUUGUAUGAUUUUAGGUAGAUAUAAACAGCAUUGUAAUUUUUAUAUAUUAUCUGAACGUGAUAAUAAAUGUAAUCUUACAGAAGUACAUACACAAAUAUCAAAAAUACCUUAUAUUAGUGCAGAUUUAAAUCCUCUUAAUGCGAAUCAAUAUUGUUUAGUUGAUGUUGAUAGAUGUGUGACAUUAUGGGAUAUGACUAAAAUGAAAUCAACAAACUCUAGUACUAUAUUGAACACUACUUUAUUAGAUGAUUCAUGGAGUAGUAUAAAAUUUCAAUCUAUAGAUCCUAAUGUUCUUUUAUUUAUAGAUCGAUGCUGCCUACAUUAUCUUGAUAUUCGCGUUCCAUUUGAUCGACCAACAUUAACAAUAUGUCCAAAAUUGUAUUUAGAAAAAUGUGAAUAUCUUUCAUUAGAUUGUGCUAGUAAAAAUAAUUUUUGUAGAUAUAUAGGAACUUAUCAUAGUGUUUUAAUGUGUGAUAAUCGUUCUCCACAAAAAAGUGUUCAACAAAAAUGGAUUCAUCAAUUUAAAGGUCCACCACUUAUUGGUUCUGUAAUAAAUAGAGAAGAUAAAGAAUUUGUUGUUUUAUCUAGUCAAAUUGCUGGUGAAACUACAAUUAUUGUAAAUACUUGGACAACUAAUGAAAUUUCACAUUCAUAUAAUUAUCCAUAUACUCCUCCUCAUAUUAAAGAGACAUUAAAUGAAUCUCAAAUACAAGGAAUGUGUUUAAAUCCAUAUUUGAGAGAUAGAUUUGAAUUAUCAAAUACUGGUUCUUUUAUUAUUAAAGAUAUUAAUCAGAAUAUAUUUUUAUUUCUUCAAAAUUCUAUUGGAGAUAUAUAUUAUCAAUGCUUAACACAUGAUACUGCAUUAGACAAAUAUUCAUUUAUUAAUGGUAAAUCAUGCUGUUUAUUAAAUGCUUGGGAAAAUGCAGUAUCUGCACAAAUAGAUACUAUAGUACCUCUUACAAUAUCUAAUAAGUUAAAUGUGGAACAUUUUUUUAAGAGUUUUACAAAUAAAAAAUUACAAUUGAAAAAUCAUAAACGUAAUUCAAUUAAUUGUUUUGAACCAAGUUGGAAACAAUCCUUUGAGAAAUUAAAUACUUAUAUGGAUAUAUUGGCACCUGAACUUUUAGCUAUGUGGGAAAUAUGUGAGGAAGUUCCAUUACCUUUAACAACAGCACCUCAUCAAAAAGUUUUAAGUUGGUUAGAAUCUGCAGAUCCAAAAGCACCAAUUUUAUCACAAGAAGAAAUGGAGAAUAUAUCAAUGCCAAAUACACAAGAAUUAAUAAGUGUAUCUCAAGAAAUAACUUAUUUGGAUGACAGUAAUACAUUACAAGAUCUUUUACCAAAAGUUAAAACUACACAUUCAAAAAAAGGAAAUAUACGAAAAAAACGGAAGGUAUGAAUACUUAAAGAAUUUAAUAAUUGUAUAUAUAAUAAAGAUAAAAUUAUAUUUUCUUAAUAAAAUAAUAAAAUUAAAUAUUUCGACAUAUGAAUUACUUGUUUAUUUAUUUAUAGCAAAAAUUAUACAAUAAUUACACAAUAUGUAUCGACAAAAUGAACGAAUAUGUUAAUGAUAAUUUACAAAUUUUUGUAUUUUACAACAUUGCAUUUUUUUUAAUGAUUUAGCGAUUCCAAUGAAAUGUUGGUUUCCAUUUUGAUGUAAGUACCUUACUACUUUCUUGCUGUGCUUUAUUUUCCUCUUCUUCUAUUUGCAUC